AUGGCGCUAAGUCGCCUGUUUCAAAUCGAACGGCGUUUCAAGAAAGACUCCAGUUACGCCAAACGGUACGGUGACGUCAUCCAAGAAUACAUGAGAUUUGGCCAUGCUCGUCUCUUAUCAACAGAAGAAGUUAUGCGGAGGACACCGAAGACAAACUACAUGCCUCAUCAUGGUGUUCAAAGUGUGACGAAUUUGACAACAAAGACACAAGUGGUUUUCGACUGUUCAGCAGAGUGUGAAGGUACUUCCUUGAACAAAAUUCUUCUUCGCGGUCCCAACUACCUCCUAAACCUACUCGGAAUAAUCUUGCGCUUCCGCAAACACCAAAUUCCCAUUAGUAGUGACAUCGAAAAAAUGUAUGAUCAGGUUAUGGUUCCAGAAGAGGAUCAAGAUGCCUUUCGAUUUUUGUACCAGUCGCUUAACAGCACGACACCCCCGCUCACCUACAGGAUGACAGUCCAUGUCUUUGGAGCCGUCUCGUCGCCAUCAACUUGUUUGUUUGCCCUAAACAAAACAGCCAAAGACAACAACGCGAAAUUUCCAGACGCAGCAGCCAGCGUAAGAACAAGCUUCUACGUCGACAACUAUCUGGAUUCGUUCAAGUCGGAAGACGAGGCAAUCAAACGGGCCCGCCAGCUAAAAGAACUGUUGCAGCUGGGGGGUUUUAAUCUCACUAAGUGGUCGUCGUCGUCAAGAAAGGUCCUAGCAGCGCUCAAACCCUUAGGCUUGGCCAAUCAAAAAUUGGAUUUAGACUUGGACAAAUUGCCUAUGGAUCAAGCCCUAGGGAUUCUUUGGGACAGUGAAAUCGACACGUUCACUUUCAACGUGGGAGAAAAGGUCCAGUUAUACGCCACACCUACGAAAAGAAAUCUCGUAAGUGUGGUGGCUACAGUAUACGAUCCGCUUGGAUUCGUUGCUCCAAUGGUGUUCGCCAUGAAGAUGCUGAUGCAAGAGUUUUCGAACCUAGCACGCAUCACAAUUCCGCGAUGCUUAGUAAAAGAAGAGCGCCCAACAACUCAGCAAGUGCACAUCUUUGCCGACGCCAGUCAACUAGGGUUUGGAGCAGUCGCAUAUGUGCGAACAACUUACGCGAGUGAAAGGGUCGGAAUAUCUUUCAUCAUGGCCAAAACGCACGUCGCGCCGUUAAAACAGCUUUCGAUUCCUCGGCUCGAACUUCAAGGAGCCGUCGAAGCUUUACACCUGGCCAUAAUAAUUUGCCGUGAGAUGAACCUGGAUCUGAGCCAAAUCACGUUUCACGUCGACUCCCAAACAGUUCUUAGAUGGAUCCAUUCUGCCAAUGUCAAAUACGAAGUGUUUGUGGGAAAUAGAAUUGGAAAGAUUCUAAUGAACACCGACUGUCGACAAUGGCGCCACGUCCCAGGAGUUAUGAAUCCAGCAGACGUGUGCAGUAGAGGAUUGGAUCCCGACAACCUCAAGGAAUUGCAGCAGUUCUAUCAAGGGCCAGCCUUUCUGUUGUUGGAACCUCCAUUAUGGCCAAAGUGGGAUCAGAUCGAAAAAAACGACCAUCAAGAUCUCGAAGCCAUUCACGUCUACACAAUGAAAACGGAGCCCAGUGAUAACGUGAUUGACCAGUGCGUAGAAUAUUAUUCAAACAAAGUGCGCCUGGAGCGAGUGCUUGCGUGGUGUUUGCGUUUCAUUUUAAACUGUUGUGCCAAAGUCAAGAAAUGA
Molecule: messenger RNA, 1689 nt
Organism: Daphnia carinata
Lineage: Eukaryota; Metazoa; Arthropoda; Branchiopoda; Diplostraca; Daphniidae
Exons: 2
Coding region: 1-1689 (562 amino acids)
Molecular function (GO): nucleic acid binding
Source: RefSeq, a predicted model, not a curated record